Molecule: messenger RNA, 3211 nt
Organism: Vespa velutina
Lineage: Eukaryota; Metazoa; Arthropoda; Insecta; Hymenoptera; Vespidae
Gene: phtm
Product: cytochrome P450 306a1
Exons: 7
Coding region: 1482-3038 (518 amino acids)
Biological process (GO): xenobiotic metabolic process
Cellular component (GO): intracellular membrane-bounded organelle; cytoplasm
Molecular function (GO): oxidoreductase activity, acting on paired donors, with incorporation or reduction of molecular oxygen, reduced flavin or flavoprotein as one donor, and incorporation of one atom of oxygen; iron ion binding; heme binding
Source: RefSeq, a predicted model, not a curated record
UCGAUGUCGUCGUCGUAGUUGGAUCGUCUUUUUCUUACGCGAGAGGACAAAAAGAAUCGGAUUAAAAAACAAUUAAAAAAUAAUAAAAAAUAAAAAGAAGAAGAAAAACGUUUGUGAAAGUAUUCGACGUAUAUGUAUCACGUGAAGUCAGUUCGAAGGUUCUUUCUGUUUUUUUUUUUUUUUACUUUUCUUUUUCUUUCGGCGAGGAAGAAAAAAAUCAACCAUCAUAGUUCGUCUUUCAUAAGAAUUUGUUCACUCAAAACUUUAUUUAUUCGUAACGGUAUAAGAAAGAAGGGAGACGGCAAUAUAUAUAUAUAUAUAUAUAUCUUUUCAAAAUUCCCGCGCGUCGAAUUUGUUUCAUUGAAAGUUCUUCUUCGGCGCUGAAGUCGUCCACUGUUACGUAAAGUUUAAUGUCGGCGAUCGUCAAGGCGUCAUCCAUCAGGUGAGUUUUACUAAAAUAAUAUUAUCUCUUAUAUCCCUAAUUUUAAUUCGUUAUUAUUAUCUGCUAAAUAUAUCUCACGUAUUACGUGAGAAUCGUAGUUACGUUUUAAGAUUAAUAUCGUCAAAAAUGUCAAUGAAACUUUGAAUUUGAACCACAUGAUAUAUCUUAUUCUUACGAACUGCUCCUACGAAUGAAUUCCAUAGGAGAAGGAUCACGUGACGAUUGGUAUCUUAUUCCAUGAACUAUAUAUUGCACGUAGAGGCAGAUUCCACUUUGCUUUUCAUCAUUUUUUUCUUUUUUCUUACUUUCCCUCUUUCCAUUUUUUUCCAUCCUUUUUGAUUCUCCUUUUAAGAAUAAAAAAUACGAUUCUUAUCUUUCGUAUCGGGAAUUUGUAGAUAUAUACAAAAAAGAAGAAAAAAGAAAAAAAAGAGAAAAAAAAGGAAAAAAAAAAAAAGAAAUCAAAGAUGAAGGGAUAGAAAAAAAGGAAUCGUUUAUAAUCAAAAUUAUCGUUAACGAGCGAAGCGAAACGACGAUAGGAAAAGCUUUCUUAGUGGGGAAAAAAAAAAAAAAAAAAAAAAAAAAAUACAAAAAAUACAAAAAAAUAAAAAAAAAAUAAAAGAAAUAAAAAAGAGAGGGAGAAAAAAAGAAAUUAAUCGGUGUUUCGAAUUAGCGACGUAUUUGUCGGCACGUGUUGUAGCACGUGUCGGCCUAUAUCGGGUAACCGCAGCACCGGAUCGUUUCUCGUCCUCUCUUCGCGUUGCACGUGAGCGAAUCUUGAUAAUCCGAUAAGUUCAUACGCGCUCAUUCGCUCAUGGAGAAAGGUAAUUAUCAUUCGUCUCUAUCGUAUGCGAUUUCUGGGAUACCGCGAUUACCAUUAGCAUCGACAUCCUGUUCUUACGUAAUUUGUUUGUACAUUCCUCCUCUUCUUCAUCCUCAUCUUCAUCCAUCAUCCUUUAUCCUCCUCCUCCUCUCCUUCUCCUUCUCCUUCUUCUUCAUCGCACUUCGCAUAACAGCGUAAGUGCAAUGACACUUAUCGAUUAUGAAACAAAAACAAUUUUUUCACAUUUUACAGAUAAUCAUCGUUAUAAAGAGCGAUAGAGGAUUUCAAUCGGGAUAUCUUGGAACAUUUAAGAUGUUUACGAUCAUAUUAAUUUUCAUAUUGCUAAUAAUCCUUUAUUACAUGAUUCGCAAGAGAUAUCGUUUACCACCUGGCCCUUGGUGCCUACCAAUUGUUGGUUAUUUACCAUGGAUCGAUCCGGAAGCACCGCAUGAGACAUUUACCGAAUUGAUAUACAAAUAUGGUCCGAUCUGUGGAUUGAAAUUGGGUUCUGUAUACACUGUACUUUUGUCGGAUCCUCGUCUGAUACGGCAAGUCCUUGCCAAGGAUGCAUUCUGUGGACGGGCACCCCUUUACUUGACGCACGGCAUAAUGGGUGGUCAUGGUCUAAUCUGCGCCGAGGGAGAGCUCUGGAAGGAUCAAAGAAGAUUCGUCGUCGAAUGCUUGAAAAAUCUCGGCAUGAUAAAAUACGGACAGAAAAGGGACAAGAUGGAAAGAAGAAUCCUCGUAGUUGUGGAAGAAUGCAUUUCGAAAUUGGAGGAACGAUCUACGUCGUACGGUUUCGAUCCGAACGAGACUUUGCAACAUUGUGUAGGAAAUCUGAUGAACGAUCUCGUCUUGGGUAAAACAUACCAAGAGAAUGAUUUCAUUUGGGCAUGGCUUCGUACUUUACAAGAGGAAGGUGUUAAACGCAUUGGCGUUGCCGGACCUUUAAAUUUUUUACCAUUUCUCAGAUUUAUACCACGGUACGGUAAAAUGAUGUAUAGUUUGAUCGAUGGAAAGAAAAAAACUCAUGAAAUAUAUAAGAGCAUCGUUGAGGAACAUCGAAUUAGUCCCGUAAAAACGGAAAGUAUUUUGGCAGCGUUCGAACAUCAAAUGGCGAGUAGAAAAGAUUCGGACGAUUUUGGAUAUUUUAACGAGGAUCAAUUCUAUCAUUUGCUCGCUGACAUUUUCGGUGCAGGAUUGGACACAACCGUGUCUACUCUCCGUUGGUUCCUUCUAUUCAUUGCGGCUUAUCCGGAGGAACAGGAAAAGAUCUAUCAAGAGAUGCAACAGAUGUUACAAAAUAAAGAACCCACUUUGGACGAUAGAAUUGUUUUGACGCGUCUCGAGGCAACCAUAGCGGAAGUACAAAGAUUGAGAAGCGUUGUUCCAGUUGGUAUGCCUCACGGAACGAUCGAGGAUGCGAAAAUAGGCGACUAUGAUAUACCGAAAGGUACGAUGGUUAUACCGGUGCAAUGGUCCGUUCAUACUAAUGAGUCUUAUUGGGAAAACGCAUUCAAUUUUAUACCGGAUAGAUUCAUUGACGAUGAUGGCAGAUUCUUUAAGCCGGAAGGGUUUUUGCCUUUCCAAUCUGGAAAACGUAUGUGCGUAGGUGACAAAUUGGCACAGAUGAUCAUGUUUCUAUUCUGUUCGAGAAUAAUCCAUAAAUUUGACGUAUCUGUCCCUCCUAACGUUUCCAUUGAUUUUAAAGGAGAUACCGGUAUCACAUUGGUUCCUAAACCCCAUAGAUUGGUUUUUACGCCUCGUAAAACAUGAUUUGUAUUUUCAUUUUCUCUUUUUCUUCCUUCCUUUUUUUCUCUUUUUUAUAUUUCAUAAUUUUUAUUAUUAUUUCAUUUAUUUACGAUACUUCACGUGUCACGUGUUUUUACAUAAUAAACGACGAUACAACGAAAAACAAGCAAAGAGUUUUCAUUGUCAAUAUCCUUUAA